AUGGCUACAAGUGCGAAAAUACUCCCGAUAUUCAGUGGCACGUCUGCCGCGGAGGAGGUUGCUGACGCGCUGGCGAGCGAGAUCCGAGGCAAGAAUGUGCUCGUCACCGGUACUUCGAUCAACGGAAUUGGCUUUGAGACUGCGCGCGCGAUUGCGAAGUAUGCGGCGCUGGUGGUCAUAACUGGGUACAACACUGAGAGGUCAGUAUUCCUUCCCUUCAUUCGAGCCCUUCAAGUUCUCGUCCUCAUUCUUCCCGGUCCCGGGCCUCUAGGCUACGCCUAUCGAAGGAGGCAAUCCAUAAGGAGUUCCCCAGCACCAAAAUCCGCACGCUCGAACUUGACCUCUCCUUCGCUGGCGGCGGUUCGCAAGGCUGCAGCGGAGGUGAUCGCAUAUGACGAGCCGCUACACGUGCUAAUCAACAACGCCGCUGCGACCGAGACCGUGUCCGGGCUCACUAUCGACAACCUCGAGGUGCAGAUGGCCGCGGGGCACAUUGCACCGUUUCUCUUCACCAAGCUUGUCUACCCCAAGCUUCAGGGCUCACGGACAACAGACUGGACUCCACGCGUCGUGUUUGUCUCGUCCGACCAACACGCCGCUGGCGAUGGCGUCCCCCUCGAUAAGGAGACAUUCGCACGGGGGACCGGCGCGGCUGCGGAUGACCCCGCCCUGGGCCUCUUUGCGCGGUAUGGGGCCGUCAAGAGCGCGAAUGUGCUCACCGCCCGAGAGAUGGCCAAGCGCGGGGCAAGCAAAGUCAGAGCCUACAGUCUGCACCCCGGCUCCAUCGUCACGAACGCGUUCAGCAAGGGCUUCAAGGGCGCGCUGGAGCAGCUUGGGAUCAUUGAUGCGGAGGGUAAGCCCGGGACGGUGCUUCCGUUCAAGACGCUUCCGCAGGGCGCUGCCACGACUGUGGUGGCCGCAUUCGAUCCCCGCAUUGCAGCCCAUUCGGGAGAGUUCCUCCAAGAUAGUGUCCUUGCCGAAGAGAAGGUCGCGUCGCACAGCGCCGAUAUGGCCCGCGCAGCCAAACUGUGGGAGCUCACGGAGGACGUCCUCGGGGAGAGAUUCGAGCUCUGA
Messenger RNA from Mycena indigotica, 1074 nucleotides. Its product is annotated as Short-chain dehydrogenase/reductase family protein. The coding region runs from base 1 to 1074 and encodes 357 amino acids. The record is from RefSeq and is a predicted model, not a curated record. Lineage: Eukaryota; Fungi; Basidiomycota; Agaricomycetes; Agaricales; Mycenaceae. The transcript is spliced from 7 exons.